This is a messenger RNA of Salarias fasciatus (jewelled blenny), 2651 nucleotides long. Its product is annotated as protein FAM102B-like. The transcript has 11 exons. Lineage: Eukaryota; Metazoa; Chordata; Actinopteri; Blenniiformes; Blenniidae. Bases 1 to 1083 code for a protein of 360 amino acids. The record is from RefSeq and is a predicted model, not a curated record.
AUGUCUUUUAUCCUCAUGAAGAAAAAGAAAUUUAAAUUCAAGGUCCACUUCGACCUGGAGGAGCUGUCCUCGGUCCCCUUCGUCAACGGAGUGUUGUUCUGUAAAGUGCGGCUCCUGGACGGAGGCUUCGCAGCUGAGUCCACUCGCGAGCCCGUCCAGGCCAACUGCGUGCGCUGGAAGAAGAGUUUUUCCUUCAUGUGUAAGAUGAGUGCCGGUGCUGGGACCGGAGUGCUGGACCCCUGCAUGUGUCGGGUGUCUGUACGUAAGGAACUGAAGGGCGGAAAAAGUUUUGCAAAGCUGGGCUUUGCUGACUUGAACCUGUCGGAGUUUGCUGGAUCCGGCAGCACCGUCCGACGGUGCCUCCUCGAGGGAUACGACACUAAAAACACCAGACAGGACAACUCUAUUCUUAAGGUCGUCAUCACCACGCAACUCAUGUCUGGAGAUCCCUGUUUUAAAACGCCUCCGUCCACAGCCAUGACUCUGGGUAUCACACAUCCUGAAGCGCAGUGUCUCCUUCAAGACAGGAAAGGAGGAGACGUUCACAUAUCGCACUUACUGGCUGAAAUUCCAAGAAAGUCCAUGUCGGUCCCUGAAGGGCUCGUAGCAUUUGGACACUCCAGAACGCCCAGUUAUGCAAGUCAGCAGUCCAAAAUCUCAGGUUAUAGCUCCAACCACUCCAGUUUAACGGACCUGUGCCACCGGCGCAGCGCGUCUGGAGGGUCCGCCUCCACGGGCAUCGGCAGCAUCCUGGAGCCCGGCGAGCAGCAGGGCGAGAGCAGGAUCACUCCUCCGGUCUCCACGCCCGAAAACCCCUCAACGCCCACCAAAUUCAUCAGACACCCCAUGAAGCAGAACUCGAUGGAGAACCAGCUGAAGAGAGUCGACGCCACCCGGGUGGAUGCCGACGACAUAAUAGAGAAGAUCCUGCAGAGCCAGGACUUCAGCCACGGCUUCUUGGACUCCAGUGCAGAGGAGGAGGGGCUCAGCCUGUUUGUCGGUCCUGGUGGGAGCACAGCUUUGGGAAGCCAGCACACGAGGGUCACGCCCGGAGCCUUUGAGCAGGUGGUGAUAAAGCGCUGAGCUGAAGCGUGUGUCUCUCACAAAAAGGGGCUCCAGCUUUAAGGGGGCCAUUAUCAUCAUCAUCUUCAUCAUCAUCCUCAUCCUCAUCCAGGAGUCUCUCUCAAGGAGAGUUAACUGCUUACGUAAUCAAUUUGACCUUUAACCUACUGCACUAGUUAGUCAGGAGCACUCUCUGGUGGUCAAGGAGUGGAACUGCAAGACAUGCUGGAUUAUUUUUAUUAUUAUGAACUAUUGCUGGAUAUCAUAUUCGUACUGUAAGUCUUCUGCUCAGAUUUUUUGAAAAAUUUAAAACCAGUUUAUUCCUGAAUUUGUUUGAUUGUAGGUGACAAACAAAGGACCUCAUGAAUCUGGGUUUGGAUGAUUGAUCAUAACUGACAAUGUUUUAAAAUGUCUUUGUCUUAAAGACAGAUGCAUAUACUGCAUAUACUGUAGAAGGAGGUGGUUUUUUCUGGGGGGUUUCUAAGAGCUUCAGGGGGAAAAAUGCUUUUCUCUGCAUGGUUUUUCUUUUCGGAAGAAAUCAAAAAUGCUGAGAUUUAUUGACACGUGAAAAGGUGGAGACAUAUUUAACGUGUAAGAAGAAAAAAUUCUAUGCACAUAUAUACUGACACACACAUUCAUACACGUGCAUGUAUGGGGAGGAUUAACUAUUGAGUUGUGCAUUGCACGUUGGUGUAGUGGUUAGCACUCCAGGGUUUGAGUCUGGGCUGGACCUUUCUCUGUGGCAUUUCCCAUGUCUGCUUGUGCAUGUGUGGGUUUUCUCCCGAUGAUCCAAUUUCCUCCUACAGUCCAAAGACAUGCAUUUGAGGUAAACUGGUAUCUCUAAAUAUUCCACAGGUAUGAAUGUGUGUUUGCUCUGUUAUGAGCUGCUCACCUGUGCAGCUGGGAUCGACUCCCGUGAUGCUGUCUUGGAUAAAGUGGUGCAGAAGAUGGUUAGAUGAUAAUUAUAUCUCUUUCGGUUCUCUACAUAACUUUUCAUCUCAGGGUUGUGGAGGCCUGACUGUGUGUGAAGUAGCGUUACAUCGUCCAUCACAGGACGAACACAGCGAGGUGACCCAUAGUGCCUGAAAAUCACCCACACAUGCACCGGGAGAACAUGCAAACUGAACACAGACAGGACAAGAACUGCAUCAGGAGUGCAAACCACUGCUCCACUGUGACAAGCACGGGCUUCAUAGUUCAAAUCAAAACUUUGUGUCAGUAACAGAAAAGUGACUGUGUGUGUGUGUGUCUGUGCCUGCGUGCAUGUCUGUGCCUGCAUGCAUGUCAAUGAUAUGAAACUGACUGUGUGUGUGUGUGUCUUCAGUUCACCUGGUUGUGAAGAACAAUGGAUGCGUUCAAAAUGAAGGUUUUCAGUAUCUGAUGUGUGUGAGAUAGUAAUGAAAGUAUUUAUACCAUGUUUUGUUGUUGUAAAUGUGCCAAAGCGAAAUGUGUGACAGCAGCAAAAUGUGUAUUUGCUGCCACUUAAGAAGUUCUCUUUAUAGUUUUUUUUUUUUUUGUAUAAACUAUAUUUCCACUGAAAUGUUUAUAUUCAUGGUCAAAGUUUGAAAUAAAUGCUCAUUCUAUAUUUA